Messenger RNA from Octopus sinensis (East Asian common octopus), 2007 nucleotides. RefSeq lists its product as uncharacterized. The coding region runs from base 286 to 783 and encodes 165 amino acids. Lineage: Eukaryota; Metazoa; Mollusca; Cephalopoda; Octopoda; Octopodidae. The record is from RefSeq and is a predicted model, not a curated record. The transcript is spliced from 3 exons.
UCAUUCACCCACAAUCACCAGUCUUGCUUACAGCCUAAAACUUACCAAACCAUAAAAACCAACACACACACACAUUACACUUAUCUAUAUAUACAUUACAUAUAAUCACACAAACACAUGCUCGCACAUACACACAUAUCUUUUAUGUAUGUGUGUAUAUAAAUACAUAUAAACACAUAUAUACAUUACAUAUAACCACACACACACACAAACUCAUACACAGACACAUACAUUAUACUACCUUGCAGUGUUCCUAAUAAGAAGAAAUAAGAUUUGAGAGAAAACAUGUCGGCUCAAGGCUUACAUUGGUUCAUCAUACCUUUAUGUCUUCUAAUAUCAGUUUUGCGUGUCACCAGCCUACAAUGUUUUCAUUGUUCCAGCUCAGCUCCUGGUUCCAAAUGUGAAACGGGUGUUAAGGAAUUUGCCAAGUACAACAGUUCUAAAUUUGCACAAAACUGUUCUGACUACAGUUUUCAAGGCAAAGCUUUCUGUGCCAUUGAAACCAGAUUUAUCAAUGGUAAGAGUUCAUAUUUGAUUAGAGAAUGUUCUGAUGGAAACACUUUCACCUUCGAUAAGAACUACGAUACUUUCCACAAAUUACGAUACCUUAAUCCUGAGAAAAACACAACACUAUGUACCUUUUUCAACGGCAUAUUGUGUUUGACAAUAUGUGAAACAGAUUUUUGCAAUGGUCCUCAAAGUACGGCUGUGAUAAAUUCACACACACCUGCAUUGGUCAUUACUUUAGCAACAGGCAUUUUGGCUUUGUUGCAGUCAUACUAAAAGAAAAUACUCAAAUUUGAUUUUUUUUUUUUUUUUUUUACAUUUUUGUUGUUGUUUUUGAGGCUUAUUUUUUCUGAGCCAUUGUGAAUAAUGCAGCAUUUAUCAAGAUUACAGUUACAUGUGAUGUCUGUUAGCAACAACCAAUUCAUGUGAGAAUGUCAUGUCUGUUAGCAACAACUUGUAUACUGCAAAUUAGCAACAACUGGAGAUGGUGUAAGGUUGUGGGGAAGGAAAGUGAGUCACAGCACUCAUUCAUAAUGAACCCCAUCUCAAAAUGGAAAUGUAUGGGGGUGGGGUGCAAGAGUGUGUCACAGCGCUUACUCAAAACACAUUUUGACUACAGACACUAUUGAAAUAUGCUAAUUUUGUUGAUAUUGUAAAAACAAAUAUGUAAACAAUUACUAAUACUGUAAUAUAUAUAUACAUAUAUAUAUAAGAUUUUCUAACAAAAAUAAAAAUAAACUGGUGGCGUCCCAUUUUAAGAAUAUAUAUGUCAUAUGAAAGAUUCCCAAUAUGAUUGAAAACUUUUACUCACUAAGCAGACAAUGUUGGAAUUUAGUAACCUAUUGAACCUAAUUUCUGUCCUUCACCAUAUUGUUACAAUGAACUAUAUACACAUAAUAUAUAUAUAUAUACAUUGCAUACAAGUGUGUGUGUGAGUUAAAAUUAAAGUUUAAAUUUAAAAUUUUAACUUUGCAUGUUGGGUGUGUCACUUCACUAGUAGUAAGCUGACAAAGUGUGUUUGCUGCCUAUGGCUACAUGGUGUCAUCCACAGUAAUUGCACCAUCACCGCUGGAUGUAUGAUAGGAAUUCCUCAGUGUACGUUGACUAAAGACAAUGGAUAUGGAAGAUAAAGUAUACUGGAAACUUUAUUUAUCACAAUGUGUCAAAACGAUUGUUGCGAUAAAUAAAGCUUCCAGUAUUCUCUAUCUUCCAUAUCUAUUGCUUCUACUAUGUCAGUGAUUCCCAGCCUGGGGUCUGCAGAUUCUAGGUGGUUCACAAAGGUAGUACUGGGGGUCUGUGAACUAAAUUCAAGAUUCCAUAUAUUUAUAUAUUUAUUUAUAUAUAAGGAUAAGCAUAUUAAAAGGGUGUUUAAAUGAAAGGCUUGGAAACCACUGUUGGGAACCACUGUAUUAUGUAUAUGUUUGUGUAUAAAUAAAUAGUGUGUGUCAAAAGUUACACAUUAAAAGAUUUGACACUUAUAAAUUAUUAUUAUCAUUAUUA